UGAAGUUGCCAUGCAACCAACAACGCCUCGCCUGAACAUGUGUUACCUUCCCCGGAAGUGCGUGGCUUAAAGAGACAUGGCGGACCCAGGAGCAGCUACAGUUACAUUUUUAUGGGUGUACACAGUGUAUUGUAACGUUUUUAAAAUUGUAACAUUGUUACUCUCAGUAUUGUCACUAUCUGCGUCCGAUUCUGCGUUCCACGCAGGAAACACAGUCAAUCAACCUGCAUCCGCUAAGGAUCUGCGGUACUUGCUUUACGAUGUGAACCCACCUGAGGGGUUCAACCUACGGCGAGAUGUGUACAUCCGCAUGGCGUCGUUGGUGAAGACACUGAGAAAAGAAGGCGACUGGGUGCUGGUGUUGCCACCCUGGGGUCGUCUAUACCACUGGCAGAGUCCUGACAUCCACCAGGUUCGCAUACCCUGGGGAGAGUUCUUCAGUGUAACCAGCCUUCAAGCAAAUGUACCCGUCAUAGAGUAUGAGGAGUUCAUCGCAGAGUCAGGAGGCCCUUUUGUUGACCAGCUACUGGUGCUGCAGCACUAUGCCGAGGGAUGGAGUGAUGGGACGUGGGAGGAGAAGGUGGAUGAGCGACCCUGCAUUGAGCGCCUCGCGUAUUCCAAAGACAAGCAGGGAUAUUACAGGGGCUGGUUUUGGGGCUAUGAGGAGACGAGAGCAGUAAACGUGACGUGCCUGUCUGCACAGGGCCAUGCUUCCGUCUUGGCCCCCUACCUUAAUAAAAUAACAGCAACGUCAGUGAUGCUGGACAGGGCAGAAACUGUCCUGCAUGACCACUACGCUGGAAAAGAUUAUUGGGAUACAAGGCGUAGUAUGGUGUUUGCAAAACACCUCCGUAUUAUUGGAGAUGACUUCCGAGCCAAGUACCUCAACUCCACAGAUGAGCAAGAUCAUACUUUCUACAAUGAAGACUGGAGAUUGAUGAAGGCGAAGUUGGGCAGUGCCAAAGGUGGCCCCUACUUAGCUGUGCACCUGCGGAGGAAGGACUUCAUCUGGGGCCACAGAGAAGAUGUCCCGAGCCUCAAAGGAGCCGCAAAGAAGAUCCGGAGUCUCAUGAAGAAGCACACGUUGGACAAAGUCUUUGUUGCUACCGAUGCAGACGAGGAAGAACUGGUGAAGUUGAAGCGUCUGUUGCCAGAGAUGGUGCGGUAUGAACCAACAUGGGAGGACCUGGAUCUUCUCAAGGAUGGUGGAGUUGCAAUCAUUGAUCAGUGGAUCUGUGCUCAUGCAAGGUACUUCAUCGGGACGUCAGUGUCCACCUUCUCCUUCAGAAUCCACGAGGAGAGGGAGAUCCUUGGCUUUGACCCCAGAACGACAUACAACCGCUUUUGUGGCGACAGUGAAAAAGACUGCGAACAACCAACACACUGGAAAAUCGUAUACUGACAGUAUUUUUUUGCCCGUGGUCAGUGAAGUGCCAAACAGUGUUCAAACUAUUCUAUUACUUCUUGUAAAUACAUUGUUAUUGUUCAAUAAAAUCCUUUGUAAUAACACUUGA
Molecule: messenger RNA, 1514 nt
Organism: Engraulis encrasicolus (European anchovy)
Lineage: Eukaryota; Metazoa; Chordata; Actinopteri; Clupeiformes; Engraulidae
Gene: pofut2
Product: protein O-fucosyltransferase 2
Exons: 9
Coding region: 77-1402 (441 amino acids)
Biological process (GO): protein O-linked glycosylation via fucose
Molecular function (GO): peptide-O-fucosyltransferase activity
Source: RefSeq, a predicted model, not a curated record